GCUGAGCUGCGAUCGUGCCUUCAUGUGCCUUCUCUAGAGCUCCAGUUUUUUCGCUCUUUCUCUAAGCUCACUUGAUUGUCCCGAGUACUCCUGGCGCACGUGUGUAUUUCUGAGUCGCUCUUCACAGGCUCAUUCACUAAGGUUUUCUAUUCACGCAGCUGAAAAGGAGUAGCAGUAGCUGCGCAACAAUACCAAAGAGGUUUUUCUACGGGCGUCUUCUGAUUUGCAUUCGUGGUGGGUGUUCCGGAAGUUGAUAUAAGGGAUUUGUGGCACCAAGGACGUGGAAGAACGCCAGAAUUCGAGUACAGUGGAAGUGUCACCUGCAAUGGACAUUACUCUAUCAGGUCUCUUCAUUUUCUUCAUCACCAUCUGUGUUGUAAAUGCCGUUGACAGAUCCGCGGAUGGUGGUGAUGCAGGAACCGCUAGUCACUGGCCUACUCACGUUCCUGUUCUUCCUCUUCCACCAACUCCUACAGGCACAUUAACGACACAAGCAAUUUAUCUCAGACGAGCUUUAACAGGCUGUUUCUGAAGCUACUGCCACACAGCAAAAAAAAAAAAUCAGUGAUACAAUGCAAUGUGAAAGUACGAGACUAAUGAAACUAUAAAUAUUUUAACAUAAAAGCGAUGGGUGAAGUUUUUGAGGUGUGUGAAAUGAGAAGUUUGGUGUAGCGUGUAGUAGUAGUGCUCCGUAGAGCCUGAGGUCAUUGCCCCCUCCAGCACCACAAUAAUAAGUUAGCCUUAGUCCCAGUUGUACCCUUUCAGGUACAUCUACAGUUUGCUACACUUAUAUUUCCUUAUUUUCUUUUAUUUUUAGUUUACCGAUCGCCUUCAUCUAUAACAUAUGGCCAGCAGAGAGUUAUUUACUUUAUUUGGGGAGAAUAUGGAUGCUUACUGAAAUAGUGCGAGUGACGGGAAGAUAAUGCACUUACGUGAAUCUUGAUAAAGUGAUAACCUAACCUAUCGAAGUGAAUUUAUCAGAUCUUGUUACUGCUCAGCCAUCUGUUGAACUUGUUCUGAUUUUAGAGUGACCUCUCAGUGCUACCAGCUUCACUCGCCUUGCCUCCUUAAAACUAAAAGAUCAUUUAAGGAAAAAGCUGAGCCAUGAAAAUUCGUUGCUUUGUGUGAGAAUAUAUGUGUUUUAUUUAGCUUUUUCAACCUGGGGAUUUAUCAGCUAGUCUCAUCAGCGCUAGGACGUUGCUCGACUAUGUUAUGAUGACCUGCUGAUGUCAUAACCUGCUGACGUGAUGACCUGCUAACGUGAUGGCCUGCUGACGUGGUAGAGCAUCACAGUGAGAGCAGGUGUGCAAGGGCACCUGCUGGAAGGGGGACGUCUCCUGCCAAGAUGGACUCUAUCUGGUCCACUAGGCGGUAUGCGCCCGUUACCGUCGACAUCGACCUCCUCACACUCAAAGGAAAGAAGAUCCUAAAAGCAGCGUCGGAGAAGACCAAGCGGACGAAGGCGCCACUGCAACACUUCCAGAAAACCCCACCGCACUUGCACAUUCAGAUGGAACCUGCCGAGGGCGAGCCUCUGAAACAGCAGACAGAUCUUCCAGAUAUUACACCGAUAACGGUUGGUUGGCCUCGGCGUCGACCCCUCGAUGUGGUGUUCAACGACGUCAGCCUCGUCUUGGAGAAGACCUCCAUCCUGUCAGGUGUGGGUGGUGCCUGCAAGCCAGGGGAGGUCCUAGCUAUCAUGGGUCCCUCAGGCAAGUCUUCACUCUCAACGUGUUUGAUAUUUGAACCAACCUCAGGACUGGACUCAAGUACAGCACAUAGUCUGAUGUCAACACUCAAGCAGUUUGCAGAGAAGGAGCACAAAACCGUCAUAGCAACUCUCCAUCAACCUUCCUCACAAAUAUUUUACAUGGUUGAUCGGUUACUUCUACUCUGUAAUGGCCAAAAUGCAUAUUUUGGAGACACAAGAAAAGUAGUUGAUCACUUUUCCAGUCUAGGUCUUCCGAUUGCCCCUCACUACAACCCUGCAGAUUUUAUACUGGAGCAAGUUAAAGGACCACCUGAAGUGCAAGAACGAUUAAUUCAAGGUGCUAAAGAAGGAAUAAGAUUGAACUUUAAUCUUCCGCAGAAUAUCACACUGCAAACAUCUCCAUCCAUUCAGUCUCUGUACUCCAAAUACCUCUCCUUACCUACUGUACAUGUAAGAUCAGGUGUCGACAAUAACCAUUGUUCGUGGAAUAAUGAAUGCUCAGCAUGUCAACAACAAAGCCAACAUUAUCAACAAAAAUGCCCAACUGAAGUCUCUGUCACUAUAGAUAUAGGCAAAAAAGAAUCUCCAAUUUAUAAUAAAAUAGUUGUGGGUGAAGAAGAGGAUAGUGGUCGGUCAUCCUGGUCAGAGGAGACAGGAAGCGAGACCUCACGAACAACUUCAAGGUGUGAAGAAUACACAGAUAUGCAAUGGCCUACAUCUUUCUUCACACAGUUUAAGGUGCUGACGCAGCGGAACUUUUGUGUGGCUCGUCCCAUCAUCUUGUCGUGGCUCAACGGGGCUCAGACGCUGAUUCUGGCUGUAAUCGCAGGACUGCUGUGGUAUCAAUCACCGCGCACUGAAGAAAGCCUUCAAGACAUUCAGGGAUGGAUGUUCUUCUCUACACAUUACUGGAUGUUGUUCAUACUGUUUGCUGCUCUCCAGUCAUUUCCAGCUGAGCGUGAAGUGAUAACAAAGGAGCGUGCCAGUGGAUCGUACAGAGUGAGUGCAUACUACUUAGCGAAGAUGGUAGGGGAACUGCCUUUAACAUUCACACUGCCGACUAUAUACUUCCUAAUCUCAUAUACGAUGAUGGGUUGGGAUAACAUCAUCACUGGCUUUAUGCUGCUCUUCAUGCUGCUGCUCAACACGCUAGUUGCACAGAGUGUGGGCUUACUCAUAGGAGCAGUGUGCUAUGACCUUCAAGUUGGUAUUACCAUUGCGGCAAUAUUUACACUCUUCACGCAGUUAUUUGGAGGAUACUUAGCAAAUCGAAUUCCACCAUGGCUUGCCUGGGCCAAGUACCUCUCCAUGAUUCACUAUGCCUUCCAAAAUAUGAAUAUAAUUCAGUUUACUUAUGGAAUGAAUAUAAGUUGUUCUUCGGAGAAUUCACGCUUCAACAGUUGUGUUGAAAUUGUUCAUUCUGACGAUGAUUUACAUUCCAUUCCUUUUGAUGAAAUCCUGGCAGAAAGAGGACAACCGCUUCCUCUUUGGGUAAACACUGUCAUCCUCAUCGGCUUUAUGAUUGCAGUGCGACUUUUGACCUAUGUAAUGCUCAGAUUCCUUCAUCGUCCGAAGUAGCAUCAGUUGUAAAGAGAAUACAGUAUAUUCCAAAAAAAAAAAAAAAUGAUCCGUUCUGGAUUUCUAUAAUGCUCAGAUUUUACUAGUAUGUUCUAAUACUAAACGAAAAAAAAAAAUAAGCAAGUUAAGUGAUGGUAAAGGAUCUUCAGUUCCUUGGUGAGAAAUGGGGGGGAGGGCAGCUAAGUGUCAUGGGACACAAGUGAGCAACUAUACUGUAUCAUACAAGGCUGUGAUCUACUCAACUUGAUUGCUUCCAAACUGCGAGAAAGGAGAAGGAUGAUGGCACUCGUGAAGGCAUGGAAAUAGUGCUCUCGUUCUUUUUUCUUAAAUGCUGUUACAGUAUUGGAGAUAUAGGCGCUAAACAUUUUCAGGUGAUGUAAUGAAAAGAUUCAGUUGACAUUCUCAGAUUCAAUGACUGUCAGUGACUUAGUGGAAAUAAGCAAUUAUGAGGAAAGCACUGAACAAGGGUCCCAGAUGAUGGUCAUCACAUGAGUUGGAUCUAUGUUAUAAUAGUGUUCACCUUAACAUAAUGCCAUCAUUUGGAAGAAUCAUAAACCUAAUUCUUGAACUUCUGUAUUUAUGGGAGAAAACAUAGAAUAAAGAAUGAAAUAAGGUUUAAAGUUGUCCAUAAAGAAUGUGUUUUUAAUCUAAAUGAAUAGACCGUGUAUUCAUGCUUUGUUAUACAGAAGACUUUUAUAAAAUGAAGAAAUCAUGUAUAUUUAGAUUUGUCUGGCAAGUUGAGUUUAAUUAUACAAAGCUUUCUAUUUGCUUCUAUUCAAAAUAUUUAUGAAGAGCUGAUUUAUAAAUACUCUAAGAUCAAGCAGUAAUGCAGAAGUUAUCUUCCAAAUGCACUUAAUUUGUUUGCCAAACGGUGAAGACACUUGAUAACAUUACCAUGAUCUGUACCAAGUCUGUACUGGUAUUACUGAUAACUAAAUAUUAAACUUGAAAAUAUUUUCCUAUGUAUGUAUUUAUAAAAUUUAUUAGUAAUGUGAAAUAUAAAAAAAUACUGUGUAAGAUGGUGAAUAUAAAAACUUGCUGUGUACAAGACUAAACAAAAAGAAAAAGAAGAAAAGGUCUCCAGCUUAUGCUUUCAGGAGAUUCAGAAAUGAUGCAUGUGUGAGAAGAAAGAUUGUUUCAUGGCCCCACAAGCAGAUCUUUCAUUGUGUAUGUGACUGGCCAAAGAGAACUCAUCUUUGAUUCAUGAGAUAUUAUUUUCCACUGUAAUAUACAUAGGCAACAGUCUUGUGGGAUUGUGGUCACAUAUACUGAAAGGAAGUGCUGUGAAAAAUAGAAAUUUUGUAAAGAGGAAUGAUGGUAAGAAAUCUUUUGAUUCAGUUUAGCAAACAAUAUACUGUAAAGAGUGAAUGUGAUAUGCUGAUAAUGAAAAAUUGUGAACAGAAAAUCUGCACAGUCAACAAAAGUGAUGGAUAUAAUAUCCUGCCAAAAACUGCUUAUUAAAAUCCCUGAACUUUGGAGAACACGAAUAACGCUCCAGUGGUGGAUGAAAUAAAGAAUGGUGAACAGAGGCUAAGGCUGUGGUUGUGCCAAUCUUUGUGACACAUACAAGACAUCAUCAGGUUCUUUUUUUACCAUAACUUUAUACUGGUAUAAGAAGCAUUUUCUUUUCUUAUUUGAAAGAAAAUAUCUUUGUAGAACCAUUAGUGUUGGCUACUAUACUUCAUGAGAAUCUUCAUUAGUUACCAGUCACAACUCGAGCUCACUUGCACUUUAGACUCUCAUGUCAGUUUACAGAGAAACGGGUCUUACAUUUUAUAUUGUUGAUUCAAUUUCUUCUCAUGCCCUGAAGUUUUCUGUAGUGCAAAUUCUAAUGGAAAUGUUGUUAUGCUUUCAAUAUGUUACUGGGAGUGAAAACGUGUAUCAAAAGCAGCUGUGCCAUGAGAAGGAAUGCCACUCUGUCACAUAGAGACUUGCACAAUAAAACUAUGUAACUCGUAUCAGAGGCUUAAAAUGUCAUUAAAAACCAUGCAGUCAUUUCCUUACUUCUUUCCGUCACUACAUAUAUGUCGUGCCGAAUAGGUAAAGCUUUUCUUGCCAAAUAAGGCAAGCGAAAAUUUGUGUAUGCAAUAAUUUGGCAAAAAUCAUUCUGAACCUAACGAAAAACAUAUAUUUCAUUGUGUCUGUUUAUCAUCAAAUUAUUGUAAACUUAUAUAAAAUAUAUUUAGUUUGAUUAGGUUAAAUUAAAUUGCGCUUAUUAUCAUAAGAUUAGGUAAGUUUUCUAAGGUUCUUUUGGUACAAAAUUAUUAAUUUUUACAUUAACAUAAAUGAAAAAUAUAUAUUUAAACGAGUUCUUGCUAACUGACAAUUUUUAUCUA
Molecule: messenger RNA, 5625 nt
Organism: Cherax quadricarinatus
Lineage: Eukaryota; Metazoa; Arthropoda; Malacostraca; Decapoda; Parastacidae
Source: RefSeq, a predicted model, not a curated record